AUGGAAGAGCAGAAUAAAAUCCUUCGCUUCCAAUAUUACCAAGCCCACAAGGCCAAGCAGGCUGCCCAACACCAGACAGCAAAUCAACAGUCAAAUGGAGUCCCGUCGAAUCGAAACCCGCCGUCUGCGCUGCCAAAUGGCAAUAAUCCAAAUGUCCCCUCAACGGCCCCUCAGCUUCGAGGAGCUGCAAUGGAGCCUUCUUCUCGGGUGGGGCCACAACCGCAGAGGCUGAUGAACGGACAAGUCAAUGGCGCCAUUCCGAAUUACGGGCACAAUGUCCCAAGUGCACCCAUGCAAUCACAGAUGCAAAUGCCGAUGGGUCAACGCGGACAGCCUCAGAUGACUUCAGAGAUGAGGAUGAUGCAGGAAGCCCAGCGUGUCCAGGAGCAGCAAGCCGCCUAUCUCCAGCAACAGCGGCAACAACGGAAUCCUCAACAAAAUGUCCAAGGUGGAUCGCCAAUCACCCACAACCCCAAUUCUCUUCCCCAGAAUAGCCCUUCCUUACUUAGCUCACUUCAGGAUCGUUCAAGUCCUGUCAACGGCGGUCAGUCUCUGCCAGGUACCAGCACAUCUCCCCAUCUGAAUCAGUCCCAACCGCAGGCUCUCUCCAGCGGCAUGACCCCAGCCGUUAACCAAAUCCAGACCCAGGUCAAGCGGCGCAAUCCUAGUGCGAGUGCGGAGGAAAUCCAGCGAUUGACCACCGAACAACUCUAUCGGAUGUCUCAACAGCAAUCUCUGCAACAAUCAGCUAUGGCAGCUGCGGUCGGUAACAGCGGCGGCAACUUGGGCAAUAUGCAAGUACCAAGUCCAAUGAUGCAACAGCAGGGCAUGCUCCCGAACGGAGCGGGCAACAUCUACAAUCAACAGCAGCAAUAUGCUGUUUACAUGCGGAGUCAACAAGCUAGCCAACAACGGAGUGCGAGUAGCGGUAGCGGAAUGACGCCAGGAAUGAGUGCGAGCAGAUCUACUACUCCUAUGGUGCAAAGGACAGGUAGUGCGCAAGGAGGAGGCCCACCGAGAGGGCCAAGCCAGAGUCCAAGACCUGGACCUGUUGGGAUCGCAAGCGGUCAGUAG
Bacidia gigantensis is the source of this 1074-nucleotide messenger RNA. RefSeq lists its product as uncharacterized. The record is from RefSeq and is a predicted model, not a curated record. Lineage: Eukaryota; Fungi; Ascomycota; Lecanoromycetes; Lecanorales; Ramalinaceae. The transcript has 2 exons. The coding region runs from base 1 to 1074 and encodes 357 amino acids.